This is a messenger RNA of Oryzias latipes (Japanese medaka), 2001 nucleotides long. RefSeq names its product histone H3.3A. The record is from RefSeq and is a predicted model, not a curated record. Gene Ontology annotation, cellular component: nucleosome. NCBI's taxonomy places the organism in Eukaryota, Metazoa, Chordata, Actinopteri, Beloniformes, Adrianichthyidae. Gene Ontology annotation, molecular function: protein heterodimerization activity; structural constituent of chromatin; DNA binding.
UGGUCUAUGUUCAUUUUCUUUUUUUCCUGCCCUCCUUCAUUUUAAGCUGAGGACAACGCGUCGCAGACAGGAACAGUAAAAUUCUAUUUUCCAGCGAAAAUCUUUCAGUAAGUUUUCAAAGGUGAUCUGUAGGAAACAUGGCUCGUACCAAGCAGACUGCCCGUAAGUCCACUGGAGGCAAAGCUCCACGUAAGCAGCUGGCCACAAAGGCUGCUCGGAAAAGUGCCCCCUCCACCGGAGGGGUCAAGAAGCCCCAUCGCUACAGGCCUGGAACCGUGGCUCUGCGAGAGAUCCGCCGUUACCAGAAGUCCACUGAGCUGCUGAUCCGCAAGCUUCCCUUCCAGCGUCUGGUCAGAGAGAUCGCCCAGGACUUCAAGACAGACCUGCGUUUCCAGAGCGCCGCCAUCGGAGCUCUGCAGGAGGCCAGUGAAGCUUACCUGGUGGGUCUGUUUGAGGACACCAACCUGUGCGCCAUCCAUGCCAAACGUGUCACCAUCAUGCCCAAAGACAUCCAGCUGGCACGCCGCAUCCGUGGCGAACGUGCCUCUGUAGGAAACAUGGCUCGUACCAAGCAGACUGCCCGUAAGUCGACUGGAGGCAAAGCUCCACGUAAGCAGCUGGCCACAAAGGCUGCUCGGAAAAGUGCCCCCUCCACCGGAGGGGUCAAGAAGCCCCAUCGCUACAGGCCUGGAACCGUGGCUCUGCGAGAGAUCCGCCGUUACCAGAAGUCCACUGAGCUGCUGAUCCGCAAGCUUCCCUUCCAGCGUCUGGUCAGAGAGAUCGCCCAGGACUUCAAGACAGACCUGCGUUUCCAGAGCGCCGCCAUCGGAGCUCUGCAGGAGGCCAGUGAAGCUUACUUGGUGGGUCUGUUUGAGGACACCAAUCUGUGCGCCAUCCACGCCAAACGCGUCACCAUCAUGCCCAAAGACAUCCAGCUGGCACGCCGCAUCCGUGGCGAGCGUGCCUAGGCACUGUCGUGGUUUUUCCUUUCUUUCCCUCACCUUUCUAUCCAUCCGUCCCCCCCACCCCCGCCCCUGUUCUGGUAGUGUGUAGAGAAAAGCUGAUUCUAUUAUCAUUAAAUUAUAUAGACAUGUUUUCUUGGUGCAGCAUCGCCUCUCAUCUGGUGCAUGAACCCACUCUACGGUGAGGAGACCUCUGUUUUUGGACCGCGUUUGUUGGAAGAAUGUUUGGAUGACGCCCAUGUCAGGGGUCAAAGAGGAGGGAAGGGAGGGGGUUUCUUCUGCUAGGGGGAGGUCUGCUCUGCAGCAGGGUGCUGCGUGUGUCUGCAUGAGCAUAGAGCAAACCGACCAUUUACUCUUCUGUUCACAUCAUGUUCACACCGAUUUUUAUUUGUUCCUGUUUGAUAUAAAUUCACACACGUGAACUUCAGUCUAUCCAUUAACAACAGAAACGGGGAGGAGCUUAAACCACCACCGCACAGAACCGCAGGGGUGGGGGGCAUUUUCUACUCACAUCUGAUGCCUUGGACGGAUUCUGACACCCGAGUACCAGUACUGGUUCUGACAGCAGAGUAGAAACCUGUUUUCCAAGUGGUUCCAACCAUCAUGGAAGCCUCGAGGCUUCGCCAUCACAGACUUUUAUAGCCGAGACUUGCAGGACCUUUUUUACUGCAGAGGUCCGUUAACAUUCUUAAAGUCUUGAACUGAGGUAAUUUUUUUAAAGAGACAUGGGCUAAAUGGAUAAAGCAUUUUAAAUUGGUGUCCAGGAUUCAAUAACAUACAUCAUGCAUGUAUGUAGACUCCGUGCAUCCCCGUCUUCUGUUCCUCCUUUGAGACCUUUUGAGCAUCUGCUUCUCAGGACGACUGUUUAACCUCAAAUGCAGCCGUUUCUUUUUUUUCUGUUUGUUUCUUGUACAUUUCUUUUUCUUUUUUUUAUUUUAAAGAUAAUAUCUGAAACAUUUGUAAUUUCCAUAUUUGUCAUAUAAAGUGGUAAUAAAUGGAUGUUACACAACCUGUGGUGCAGAAGUAAAUCCAAACAAUA